Molecule: messenger RNA, 429 nt
Organism: Acytostelium subglobosum LB1
Lineage: Eukaryota; Evosea; Eumycetozoa; Acytosteliales; Acytosteliaceae
Exons: 2
Coding region: 1-429 (142 amino acids)
Source: RefSeq, a predicted model, not a curated record
AUGGUCCCUACCCAACCAAGAGACAAGCGAUUUGUGCCAAAGAAGCGUAAGAGGUCCUCCAAGGCCCUCGUUGCCCAGCAAUCCAAGGACCUGGCCAUCAUUGAUCCAGAGAAAUUGACCAAGAAGCAAAGGACAGUAGUGCUGCGCGACAAGAAGUCCACUGGCAACCUGAUCACAUCCAAGGAAACAAGUGGACUUGUAAAUGUGCAAUACGAUGUAACAAUCAAGGCCACAGGCGCUGGUUCACAGCCGGCCAUCACAAUGAUCCAGAACAACCUCCAGGUCAACAACAAUACCAUGAAUAUCCAAAACAGCCAUGGAACCAACACAAUCACUCACACUGAGUCUACAACCCAGUCAUCAUCAAGCCAAAUGGUGACAGAUAGACCCAACAUCAUGCGCAACAUCAAGAACUUCUUUGGUUUGUAA